AUGACACAAAGUGAUAUUGGCUCUUUGGCUCCUGCCCACGAAGCGAUUGCUGGCAAAGCAACAAUUGCUGGGAUUGGCAAGGUGGUAAAUGUCUCUCUUGACAACUUCAACGAUGAUGAACAUUUUCAUCUGACUGUUGAAGCCGAACAUGAGUUCUUUGAUACUAAAGCAAAUAAGUCCGUUCGUUUUGAGAUCAUAUAUUGCUUUGAAUAUUUCACUCCUGCAUUGAAAGAGGCCAAGUACAUCAAGAAAGGCUCGCCUGUUUCUUUCCAAGGUCUUCUCGUUUCCCAAGACCCACCAUCGAAACAUUUCAUUGUUCAAGUUAUGCACCAUGCCAAAAUCGCUGUGAAUCAAGAUGAGGAAGACGUGGUCCAAGGAAAUAGUGUCGUUCAAGGGAAUGUAGUAUGGGUGGAAUGA
Messenger RNA from Melampsora larici-populina 98AG31, 417 nucleotides. RefSeq lists its product as uncharacterized. The record is from RefSeq and is a predicted model, not a curated record. The coding region runs from base 1 to 417 and encodes 138 amino acids. Lineage: Eukaryota; Fungi; Basidiomycota; Pucciniomycetes; Pucciniales; Melampsoraceae. The transcript has 3 exons.